Messenger RNA from Protopterus annectens (West African lungfish), 2112 nucleotides. RefSeq names its product extracellular calcium-sensing receptor-like. Bases 1 to 2112 code for a protein of 703 amino acids. Gene Ontology annotation, cellular component: membrane. Gene Ontology annotation, biological process: G protein-coupled receptor signaling pathway. NCBI's taxonomy places the organism in Eukaryota, Metazoa, Chordata, Ceratodontiformes, Protopteridae. Gene Ontology annotation, molecular function: G protein-coupled receptor activity. The transcript is spliced from 5 exons. The record is from RefSeq and is a predicted model, not a curated record.
AUGGGUUGGAAUUGGAUAGGAAUCAUUACUUCUGAUGAUGACUACGGACAAUUGGGCAGCAAAAACUUGCGAAGAGAUUUGUUUCUAGUAGGAGGUUGCAUUGAUUUUAUAGAAACAGUACCAAAAAGCAGCUCAAAAUCUAAAUAUCUUAAAAUAAUUGAAGUAGUAAAAAGGUCAACAGUAAAUGUGAUUGUAAUUUAUGUGAGUAAGAAGACAUUAGUUCCUGUUAUGGAGGAAUUUGCAAUGAAUAACAUUACAGGAAAAGUAUGGAUUAUAAGUGAUCCGUGCACAGUAUCUCAGGAAGUUUUCAAAAGAGAGAUGCUUGAAACAAUCAAUGGUACAAUUGGACUUGCACAUCACACAACAGAAAUUGUAGGUUUUCUGAACUUCUUGUAUGAAAUGCAUCCUUCAAGGUCACCAGAUGAUAUAUUUACCAGACUUUUCUGGGAAAAAGCAUUCAGCUGCAAAUGGGGGAAUAACAAUGGAAGCAUAAUUAUACAGCAGAGUGUAAAAAGCACAGAAAUUAGAGUUUGUACAGGGGAUGAGAAGGUGAAAGAACUGGAUGCAUCCCUGUUUGAUAUUUACACAUUUGUGUUAAUCAGUCGUACAUACAAUGCUGCCUAUGCUAUCAUGAAUGCACUGUAUAACUUGUAUUCUUGUCAGAAUCUCUCAGGACCCUUCUCCAAUGGAUCAUGUGCAAAUCUUUCUGACCUAAAAUCAUGGCAGUUCCUCCAUUAUGUGAAAAGUGUAAAGUUUAAAACCAAAGCUGGUGAAGAAGUAUUUUUUGACAUGAAUGGUGACCCACCAGUUGUUUUUGAUAUUCUAAAUCAGCAUAUUUCAAGCAAUGGUACUCUUAAAUGUCUUAAAGUUGGCAAUGUUGAUUCCCGAUUCCCUGCUGGAAAGGAAACCGUUAUAAAUGAUAAUGCCAUCAAAUGGAACGGAGCUUUCUCUGGAGAAGAGCUAAUGUCUGAAAUUAACAGGCUACAGAAUGAUAUUUAUGAUAAUUAUUCACCAGCUGUGUUAGGUGAUAAGAUGGAUACCCUGUAUGAGAACAUUCAGAACUAUGAGAAAAGGUUGCAAGUAACCAAAGUGCCACGAUCUGUGUGCAGUGAGAGCUGUUCUCCAGGAUUUAGGAAGUCAGCUCGGAAAGGUCAACCGGUCUGCUGUUUUGACUGUAUUGUGUGUUCUGAAGGGGAAUUUACCAAUCACACAGAUUCCAGUGUUUGCAUGAAGUGCCCAGAAGAUCAGUGGUCUAACAGCGUCCACAACAAAUGUGUACCUCGAAUUAUUGAAUUUCUCUCCUACAGUGACCCGUUGGGAAUAGCUAUUACUGUUGUAUCUAUUUUCUGCUCUUCAGUUACUGUUUCAAUACUUUAUUUAUUCAUUAAAUACAGGGAGACUCCAAUAGUCAGGGCUAACAACCGGGCACUCAGCUACUUCCUGCUAUUUUCCAUAAUGUUGUGCUUCCUAUGUGCUUUAAUAUUCAUUGGCAGCCCAGUGACAGCAACCUGCAUGCUUCGACAAGUUAUCUUCAGCAUUGUUUUCUCUUUCUGCAUUGCUUGUGUUUUUGCAAAGACCAUUACUGUUGUGAUUGCCUUCAGUGCUACUAAACCAAACAGUAAGCUAAAAAUCUGGUUUGGGCCACGAACACCCAUUUGCCUCGUGGUUUUCAGUUCAUUAAUUCAAAUUCUGAUAGGUAUAGCAUGGCUAAGUACAUCACCACCAUUUGUAGAGCAUAACACGAAGUCUAGAAAAGAUAAGAUAAUAAUUGAAUGCAAUGAGGGCUCUAUAAUUAUGUUUUAUUUAAUGCUGGGAUAUUUAGGCAUUUUGGCAAGUAUUAGCUUCAUUGUAGCAUUUCUGGCAAGAAAACUACCCGAUAGUUUCAAUGAAGCAAAAUAUAUCACAUUUAGCAUGCUGGCUUUUACUUGUGUUUGGAUAUCAUUUGUACCAGCAUACCUCAGUGCAAUGGGAACUUACUUGGUUGCUGUAGAGAUAUUUGCCAUUUUGUCUUCCAGUGCAGGGCUGCUAGGCUGUAUAUUUGCUCCAAAGUGUUAUAUCAUUAUGUUGAGACCUGAGAUGAAUACCAGGGAAUACUUAAAGGGGAAGUUAUAA